Daldinia childiae is the source of this 450-nucleotide messenger RNA. Its product is annotated as SUMO-conjugating enzyme ubc9. Gene Ontology annotation, biological process: protein sumoylation. The record is from RefSeq and is a predicted model, not a curated record. Gene Ontology annotation, molecular function: SUMO conjugating enzyme activity. The coding region runs from base 1 to 450 and encodes 149 amino acids. The transcript is spliced from 3 exons. Lineage: Eukaryota; Fungi; Ascomycota; Sordariomycetes; Xylariales; Hypoxylaceae. Gene Ontology annotation, cellular component: nucleus.
AUGUCUCUAUGCCAAUUACGCCUUGGAGAGGAGAGAAAGCAAUGGAGAAAGGAUCAUCCUUUCGGAUUUUGGGCACGACCAGUCAAGAAUUCUCAAGGCGUUCUUGAUCUAAAGAUCUGGGAAUGCGGUAUUCCUGGAAAGGAAAAGACAAUGUGGGAAGGCGGUCUCUUUAAACUGACAAUGACAUUCCCUGACGGAAAAUUUACGCCGCCUUUGUUCCAUCCCAACGUCUACCCAUCGGGAACCGUCUGUCUUUCGAUCCUAAACGAGGACGAAGGAUGGAAGCCGGCGAUCACGGUCAAGCAGAUCGCACUCGGCAUCCAAGAUCUCCUAGACAAUCCUAAUCCGGAGUCUCCCGCACAAGCUGAAGCAUACAACCUCUUUAAGCGAGACAAGGCCGAGUACGAGCGACGUGUGAGGCGAACGGUGAAGGAGAACCCCGCCUCUUAG